AUGGCCUUUCGGCAAAGAGACUCCGAACAGCUCAGUCUCAUUCCAGGACUUACAUACCCCCUCAGUCUCAUUGCUAACAAUUCCGUGAAACUACUCCUAUCCCACCGUUCGCACCACCACUGCCGCCUUGACCCAACGCUUUGGGGAAGGCCAAUUUGUUUCUUACUCCUCGUGUUCCUCCUCUCGCUACUAUACGUUCCAUCCGACGCUUCCCCCCCCGAUGUCUCCGCGCUCUACAUCGUCCGCCUGCGCUCCGCACCACCUGUCGCGUCGUACCGCGGCGGAUUUCCCGGCUACCCAGCAACGGCCGUGUGGGACAGCGACCCUAACGGCAACGCGACAGAUGCGACGGCAGACGACACCGCUGCCGCUGGUGCGGCUACGACUAACGCUCUAGGGGGAAGGCUUGGCCGUCCGCUGCGGCGGCCGUGGGUGAACGUGAGGGCGCCGGGCGUGAGGGCGUUCAAGCAGCUGCUGCAGCGCAUGCAGCAGGCCGUGCUGAGAGACAGCGGGGUGGACGCGGGGAAGAUGGUCUAUAGCUACACGCACGUGUCGAACGGAUUCUCUGCCAAGCUCACGCCAGCGCAGGUGCAGCGCAUGAGGCGGCAUCCAUCCGUGGCGUCCGUGACGCAGGCGCGCGUGCUGCGCCCCGCCACCACCCACUCGUACAAGUUCCUCGGCCUUCCCUCCUCGCUCUGGGCCGCUGCGGGCGGGCCCAGCAGCGCAGGCGAGGGCACGGUGAUUGGCAUAGUGGACUCGGGCAUAUGGCCCGAAAGCC
Messenger RNA from Closterium sp. Naga37s-1, 778 nucleotides. NCBI's taxonomy places the organism in Eukaryota, Viridiplantae, Streptophyta, Zygnematophyceae, Desmidiales, Closteriaceae. The record is from the annotation of a GenBank genome assembly.